AUGAAUACAAUUCGAACUGUAUUUAAUCAUAUGAAGAGUAUCACACAUUUGCUUUCUUUCAGUUCUGAAGUUCUUGAAGCAAUAGAAAAUGUUGUUCUAAAUGUACUUACAAGCUUGGGCAAACAAAAAGCACCUGUGCUCACAGUAGCUAACAGAUCAGAUUGGAGGAAUAUAGAAUUUGAAGAUUCUGUUGGUCUACAGAUGAUACCAUGUUGUACCAUCAAAAAAAUAAGAAGCGACUGCUCUAACUCAGCACCAAAAUUUGCUCUGAUGCUCAAAAUUUUGUCUAUGAUCUAUAAGAUGGUGCAGAGCAAUACUUAUGCAACUAAAAGAGAUAUAUAUUACACAGAUACAGUACUGUUUGGCAGCCAGAGUAUUGUGGACAAUAUAAUCAAUGACAUUUCUUGCAUGCUUAAGAUACCUCGGAGAAGCCUACAUAUACUGUCUACAAGUAAAGGUUCUGUUGCUGGUAAUUUAAGUUAUACUGAGGAAGAUGGUACAAAAGUGAAUUGUACCUGUAGUGCAACAGCAGUCUCUGUGCCUUCUAAUGUUGAAGGAAUUAAAAAUUUAAUCUCACAUGCAAAAUUUAUGCUAAUUGUAGAAAAAGAUGCAACUUUUCAGAGACUCCUGGAUGAUGACUUCUGCAAUAAAUUGACCCCAUGUAUCAUGAUUACGGGAAGAGGCGUACCGGAUCUUAAUACACGACUUUUAGUCAGGAAGCUGUGGGAUACAUUUCAAAUUCCUAUUUUCACCCUUAUGGAUGCAGAUCCACAUGGUAUAGAAAUAAUGUGCAUCUACAAAUAUGGAUCUGUGUCAAUGUCUUUUGAAGCCCAUCAUCUCACUGUUCCAUCUAUAAAAUGGCUUGGUCUUCUUCCAUCCGAUCUCCAGAGAUUAAAUAUAUGCAAAGAUGCCCUGAUUCCAUUCACCCAACAAGAUCAGAAGAAAUUAGCAAGUAUACAAAAAAGGCCUUAUGUAGCUCGUCAGCCAGUGUUGAGAAGAGAACUGGAAAUUAUGGCAGCAUCUAAAAUGAAGGCUGAAAUUCAAGUUUUAACUUCUCUUUCAUCAGAUUAUCUUUCCAGAGUCUAUUUACCAAACAAAUUGCAAUUUGGUGGAUGGAUAUGA
Molecule: messenger RNA, 1122 nt
Organism: Tinamus guttatus (white-throated tinamou)
Lineage: Eukaryota; Metazoa; Chordata; Aves; Tinamiformes; Tinamidae
Gene: SPO11
Product: SPO11 initiator of meiotic double strand breaks
Biological process (GO): meiotic DNA double-strand break processing; reciprocal meiotic recombination; meiotic DNA double-strand break formation
Cellular component (GO): nuclear chromosome
Molecular function (GO): DNA binding; ATP binding; DNA topoisomerase type II (double strand cut, ATP-hydrolyzing) activity
Source: RefSeq, a predicted model, not a curated record